Molecule: messenger RNA, 2315 nt
Organism: Suillus paluster
Lineage: Eukaryota; Fungi; Basidiomycota; Agaricomycetes; Boletales; Suillaceae
Exons: 4
Coding region: 202-2025 (607 amino acids)
Source: RefSeq, a predicted model, not a curated record
GGGCAGUAUUAUGGGAACUCAGUACCCCCAGAAUAGGCUCGUGACCUCGGCGUAAAUACAGCCCGGAAAUAUCACCCGGGUUCUUCCGUCAGAACUGCCACAGGCUCCUUCCCCGCACUUGUUCUCUCGCAUCCCAGUUGCCGACUUGCAGACAACACCAACGAAUAGUCUCUGCUCAUCGAGCACUACGACCUCCUCACUAUGAGUGCACCAGGUCCCACGAUGAAGACAUUUCAAAAGCGUUUUUGUACUGCUCUUCCUCGCUCAAUACCCUCAUCAUCUCCUCCAUCUAUCUCCCGCGUACGAUCCGGUUCAUCACCUUCUACUCGUUCUCUCUAUACUACACCUUCCAGUCCACUUGCUUUCUUUGACUCCCCACCACCACCACAGCCACAACCUAGCAAACCUCAUGCCGUUUCCACUUCUCGUCUUCCUGUAAAGGCAGAGGGCGAAGGUUCCGCCCAUAAUUCGCAUGGACAACCCCCCUUCUCCUUGGCACUUACAUCCCCACAAGCAAAUCCAAAUUCUCCUCCCCACACCCCUCCUUCCCAUCAGUCUUCCUCUUUCUUUCCCUAUCCCCCAUUUGUACCAAUACCCUUCUACAACAUCUCCCUUGCAGAUUCACACACCGACUCUCAUCCACGCGAAAAGAAACAAAAAGUUCGCUAUCAUCUCGACGUCGGCGCCUAUGGCAUACCGAAGAAAUCCAAAGGCCCAGUCUCAGGCAGACCAAUAGCCAGCGGUAAUCCCAAUAGUUGGCGAAAGAUCGACCCUCAGCACCAGAAAGAGGAUCUCACUCUCGCAGUUCAAGUAGGCGAGGAUGCCUACUUUAUCCAGGAGAAUGCAAUGGGCGUCGCAGAUGGUGUCGGUGGUUGGUCACGAGCAAAGGCCCCUGAUGCUAGUUCAUCUAAGAUAACAGACCCAUCACCUAGUGCUUUGUUCGCCCGCAGAUUAAUGCACCAUUGUUCAGCAGAGACACUACAAGCCGAGGCUUCAACCUUCCGUCGCCGCGAUGUAUCCCCUUCUCGCUCUAAAUCCCCCCACCGACAUACGGGCUCUACCGCCCUCAAUGCAGCUUGGCCUGGCAAGGCCGAUAUCGACGAACUUCAUGAAGAGCUCGAAGAAUCACUAGAGGACCUUGAAGACGGACUAGACGUCCUAAUGAUCCUCGAACGUGCCUACGAAAGCACAAUCAAGGCUCACGUCAUCCCAGAGCCUCCCUGUCCGUCUACAAAGGGGACUCUAUCACCAGGGCUUCCAUCCAUACCCGAAGAAAACCCCCUCACCACCUCCGCCGAAUCCCCACGCUCAACCCCCCAACUAUCCCCUUCAAAGAUGAUCCCACUCAUGACAGGUUCUUCAACCGCCCUCGUCGCAGUCCUUCAGCACUCUUCCAGCACCCCUCCCCCAGCUACAUCCCCACCCCGCCCAUUCAUAUUCCAGAAUUCUACAGAUACCCCCCCUCGCGAAGAGACCCACGACGCAGUACUCAAGAUCGCCCAUCUCGGCGACUGCAUGGGUAUGCUGGUACGUGACGAGAAUGUCAUUUGGCGCAGCAAAGAAAUGUGGCGCGCCUUCAACACCCCCGUACAACUCGGUCCCGCAUCAUCUGCACGCCCUCGAGAUGCCCAGAUCCUCAGCCUCCCAGUUCAGGCAGACGACAUACUCAUUCUAGCAUCUGAUGGCCUGUCUGAUAACUUGUGGGAUCACGAGGUCCUUGACGAAGUAGUGCGGUUCAAGCGCUCUUUCCUGAAGAGCGACAGUGAUGGAACUGGUGAGGGUCUAUUGGGCCGUCGAACGCUAGCUGGUAUGCUGAGCGAAGCACUCUGUUCACGUGCGCGUCGCGUGAGCGAGAGAAGGGGGCAGGGCAUCGAAGACGGAGUGUUUGAUAUGGAGGAUGAGGUCCCGUUUGCAUGUCGCGCAAGGGAGUCAGGGAAACCAUUCAGAGGUGGUAAAAUAGAUGAUAUUUCGGUAUUGGUAGCCGUCAUUUCACCCGCUACAGACGUCGCCCGGAGCUCCUUGUAAGCUCGCUCAGCGGAUUUUUUUGUUUCUCGUCUUCGAAUUCGACACUCAUCGCUCUAUCGCAUUUGCACAUGUAUCACAAUUUACCUUGGAAGUGCUCUGCUGGUUUAUGUUAUGUAUAGAUAUACAAUGUCGCCGCUGCGCUGUCGAUGUAUAGCAGCAUAUUUUGGGUUUUGUACAGGCAUCCGACCGCGGUAAAUAGGGUCGGAGAGUAAUUUCAAGCUAGACUAUAAUGUACAAUAUUAGAGUCGCCUUGCUUUUCACAAUUUCACUGCAUGAUGCGUGAACUGUUC